AUGCAACCGGCACCAUGGAUGAUGCCAUUCGUCUUUAUGCCAUUUGCAGCGAUCAGUCCAUGUAUUGGUCGAUUCUCACAGGAGCAGCAAGUGUUACGUGAACGCGAUAUCGAUUUCCCGAUAUGCAAAGGAAGAGGACGGGAUGCGAUAUUUCCUACCUGCAGCUUUCGUGCAAUCACUGUGGUACUUCUAACACGGUCUUGA
This is a messenger RNA of Haemonchus placei, 204 nucleotides long. NCBI's taxonomy places the organism in Eukaryota, Metazoa, Nematoda, Chromadorea, Rhabditida, Trichostrongylidae. The record is from the annotation of a GenBank genome assembly.